GGGCUUUCCAAACUGACAGGUGCCCUGAAAUCGACAAUGAAAAAUUGAAACUGACAUGACAACACUACAACUAUUCAGAGUUCUUAAUGAUGGAAAUUUGAAACAUGCCCGCCAACUGCUUGAGGAUGGCGCUGACCCCAACCAUGUGCUGGAGGAAGGAGGCGUGGCUGGCGUGGCCUCCAUGCACAUGGCAGCAGGACUCAGUGCAGAAGCACUCAGGCUGUUGUUAGAAUAUGAUGGAGAUCCAAAUGUUAGAUCUAUCGAGGGUCUGACGCCGCUGCACAUUGCUGCUACAUGGGGUGAGCUGGACAGUGUUAAAAUACUUCUCUUUAAUGGAGGCGACCCAAGUCUCAAGGAUCAGGACGGGCUGCGAGCUGUAGAUGUCGGGCGGAGCUACAGUCAUAGUGAGGUGGUGUGCUUCCUGGAAUACUACUCUCUGCUGCUCAUCCCGGAAGGGGAAGAUGACACUGAGCUCAGAUACACAAGAGAGAGCCUUGAUGCUGGGAGGGACAGCCUGUCCCGGAACACAACACCUGAUGUCCUCAAUCUGUCCUUCCAGGAGGACUGUUCCCCGGACCAGUCACUGACCACAGCUGCCCGUCGGUCAAGUGUCAUUACAGCCCUACAGCAGAAACUUGACCGCUGUGUCCAGCAUGGGGAACACUUCUGCAUGGAUGUCACUUCCCCCACGCAUCCAUAUCUAGAAAGGAAGUCCGGAGCUACUAAUGGACAGGAAUUGUGCAGUGGGAAAUGUGAGAGGGACUCAAAGUGGACCCCUAGGAAACGGCAGACGUGUGUGCAUCAGGAGUCGAAACAGAGAACAAGUAGAGGACUGUUUGAGAGAUAUGGAGACAGAUGUUGGAACUGUAAUGAAGACAGGCAUGAAGAGUAUUGUGGGUAUCAUCGGAGAGGCAGACAUUGUGGACAUGAUAACCAUGUGUCUUUCACUGACAGUGAUCCUGAUUGCUGGGAGGGGGGUCGGGGGGAUGAGGUGAGGGACAGGUUGAGAGACUUCCAUAAAUCCUGUGUGAGGAUUAGAAAGCCUACUGCUAAUAGUGGGUGUUUUCAAGAUCACUGUAGCCAGUGUGAUCAGACAUUGUCAAGUAAUUGUCAUCAUUGCAGCAAAAGUACCCCAUAUUGUCACAAAAAUUCAAGACUGGGCAUUAAUUACUGUGACAUGGACAUGAAUGCAGAGAUUGUCUCAGCAGGUCAUAUGACCACGGCCAAUCCCAGAAUGGUUAUUAUGGCUAUGAAGGUUCAGCACAGAACACUGUCAAAAAAGAUGCCAAAGAAGAUACCCAGUGAUCCAGUUGUCCCAAAAUGGACACUACUGAAGGACAAGCAGGAGACAUCAGCUGAAAAAGUUGGAAGAUGGCAGACAUCACUGAGCAGUGGCCUGCACAAACCACCUCAUUGUGAAGUUGGAUAUAAAUCUUCUUCCACUGAUGAUGCACAUUUUAGUCCGUCCAGAUUUAUUCAUUCCCCAAAACUGUCAGAAGUGAAAAGCCCAAUGUCACAAAAUUCAUCACCUAAUAGGUUCUUUCCACCCUUGUCUGAUCAUCAAUACAACAGUUUCUCUCCAAGUGCAGUGUAUGAUGAGAGAUCGACACAAUCUGAUGACUAUGGAAACGGUAUGUCAUGGCAGGAGCAGUCUCCCAAAUCUAGUUUGGGUUUUACACCUCAAACCAAAUCUGGAACUGGUUCAAGAAUCUACAGUGGCAAUUCUAGAUCCAGUCCUCAUGCAGCUGCUCCCAGAACUCCAGAAUCCAGAUCCAUCUGCAAGUCAGCUCCAAGAAGAUCCAGCAUGUACACCCAGAAUAUCCAGAGGGAGCUUGAGAAGCACCUGCAGGAUGGCCACCGGGUGUGUUUGGAUGUCACAUCUCCAGGACAUCCUUUUGUAGACUUCAAGUCUAAAGAACUGCAAAAACUGUCGGAUGCCAUGACGGUACUGUCACCUGUGGAGAGGGUCAGUCAUGUCAGAUCACCUGGAGGUGCUUCUCCUGGUGCUCAGGGUAAAAGACUCAGUACAGUCAGUACUGUGUCAGCAUCUUCUUGUGACACAUUUGUUACAUGUGAAGAUGACACAGAAUUCACCCUUGUCACACCCUUAGAUCCUACUGUCAGUGUGGAUACUCAGUCAUUCUCAAGUGGAACGUCCAAGGACAGCGUUGUGCUGAAUGUGAAGGCAGUAGUGACUGAUGAAAACAAGAGUGGUCCCAAUGACAAUUAUGGAAGUUUUGGAAUUAGUUGUAGUGUUUGUGAUGAUAAAGACAGAUCCCAGUACAAAGUUGUCCUGACAGAGGAGUCCAAGAAGAGAGAGAGCAGCCCAACUACACUUCGACUUACUAGUCCGGUGAAACAUAACCGUCAUCCAUCUCAUCCUCUACUAGAUGAUGAACUGGACCUCACUACUGAAGUCAGACAGGGAAAUGGCUGUAAAACUGCAGGUCCUGACAAAUCCCCAUGCAGAAUGGCAUCACAGAAUAACAAAGCCAUGGUACAAACUGAUAGCAGAACCUUUAGUCCUAGCAAACACCAUUGGCAGCACCCAGUUCCUGAUAAAGUUCUUGAUGUCAGUGAUCUCAUUACAUCACAUGAUAGCUUCACUCAAAGGAUAGAGAAGAAAACUAAUAAAGCCGACAAUAUUAGUGGUAAUGUAACUCCCAGACAUUCUGGUAAGAAGGAUCUGGCAGGCUGUUAUUCAAAAUGGCUUCCACCAUCAGACAUGAACCUACUGGAUGAAACAGAUCUGAUUUCAUCAGAUGAAAGUUUUCAAAUCCGUGAAAGGGAAAAGAAAGCCAAGGACAGUGACAGGAUCACAUCCCUAGUGGAAAAACUGAAAAAAGUUUCUGUGAACACAGGAAUGCGAACCUCUCCAUUGAAAUCAGGAAAGAGGUCUCCAGUGAAGCCUGGAAACAAACGUGUGUCCAUGGACAGCUUCUGCAGCAAUGCUUCUGUCAGGGAGUACCUUUACAAGGACAAGGAGAAGGGGAUAACACUGUUAGAGCGGUAUGUUCCUUCAGAGUGUGAGGAGAGCAGCACCAGAGAAUCCCUGGACAGCACCUGCAGCAUCUUCACCAUUAACUCCGAGGACACCGAGAUCUAUGACUGGCAGGACUAUCAGUCUGACACAGAUGAUGGCAGGAAGGUGACUGGCCAGAAGAUCAACCAACCCAAGAAGGAUGGGGAACCAAAGAAGCCUCCUAUCCCACAGCAUCUGAGUCAGCUCUCUAACCAGGCUAUACGCAAGAAACUGCUGAGUCUUGGUGAUGAUCCUGGUCCAGUGAUGGCAACAACACGGCAGACCUACCUGGUCCGACUUGCAAGCUUGGAAGCUGAUCCUACCAGAGCUCACAUGAUGAAGCUGACAGUUGAUGGGCCAGAGUACUCCCCGGAACUUCGAGCAGCUCUACAGAACAAUCUUGACUGUGAAGGGGUAGAUGACCUGGAGGACAAGUUGGUUGCCUCCUUCCAGAACACUCAAGGUCGUAUAUGGCGGGAAGGGACUCUAAAGUCCUCAUUUAACUACCUGUUGCUUGACCCAAGAGUGACCAAGAACCUGCCAUAUAGGGCCAAAACACUUGGUGAAGGUGAAACAUUCAAGGCCUUCAUCCAUGCCAUCUUCUAUGUUGGGAAAGGCAAGAGAGCACGGCCAUACUGCCACCUGUAUGAAGCAAUCUCUCACAUGCAGAAACCCAAACCAAAGGUGAGCACCAAGGUGCAGCACAUUAUUGAUAUCUGGAAUGAGGGUCUUGGAGUUGUCUCCCUUCACUGCUUCCAAAGUGUGAUUCCGGUAGAGGCAUACACCCGUGAAGCCUGCAUGGUGGAGGCUAUAGGGUUGACCAAACUGACCAACAUGAAGCGAGGGGACUAUUACGGUGUAGCCUCAACUUGGCCACUGAAGACAAAGAGAAAGAUGGGGGUCCAUCUACUGAAGAAAGCUCUACAGAUAUUCCUGAGUGAAGGAGAAAGGCAGAUAUGUCCAGUGGACAUAAAGGGGGGACAGUGACAAUGACUUCGCUUUUGUCAACUGAAUUUCAUCACACCAGAGGUACUAACGGUCAUGGAGCCUCGGGAUUCAUACCUGCUCAAGAUUAAGUGAUUGCACAGAGCGAACAGUAUUGGAGCAAUGACAAUCAAGUAACUGUCUGUUUUGGCCAUGUCUGAUAUUUGUUGCUCAUCAUAUCAACCAUCAGUUUGCCUGUCGUCUAACACACCACAGUUGUUGGUGCCCAUAUGGCAUGGUAAUAUCCCACGAUAUUUACCUUAUUUCCAAGGUUCACCUUGAUCAUAAUUCUUGGUUAUUCAGCACCAUGCUUUAGCAAAGAGAUAAACGUCCAAGACCUGCAUUCUUUCCUACAUUAGGACUGCAUGCUACGAUGUGAGUGAAAGCCAACUCACUCUCCUGAUGAACCUCUACAGUCCUGCACACCCAGUAACUCAUGGGUUUAUCAUGUUUAUAUCAUGUAUAUAUGUAACUCAUACCAACUAUCCCAGACGAUUUAAAAGGGCUUUGUUUUAACUUUCAGUGCUUAAUGACCUUUGUUGUAGAUGUGUCCUAAACUUAUGAGGAACAUUGUACCAUCAAAACUUAAUGACUAUGAUUUUUGCAAGUCUAUGCCUGUGUAUAAGAUUAGUCCUUCAUAGAUCUCCCAACUCCCUUGUGAACGGUGUCUGUAAGCUGAAUCACAAGCCAAUCCUAUUGUCAUUAUGGUCACUUUGAUUACUCGUGACUUUUCAGACAGUUCAACAUAAAGUGAGUGAGUGAGUGAGUGAGUUUAGUUUACGCCGCACUCAGCAAUAUUCCAGCUAUAUGGCAGCGGUCUGUAAAUAAUCGAGUCUGGACCAGACAAUCCAGUGAUCAACAGCAUGAGCAUCGAUCUGCGCAAUUGGGAACCGAUGACAUUCAACAUAAAGACAUCCGGUGAUAACUUAUCUUACUUGUCUAUAUGUUAUCAGUUGAUUUUCUAAUUUAUGAUAGACAAUGGCCAAAUAAGUUUGCAUUCUGUUUUCUUUGGUAUGUUGUAACUAGGAUGUAUGUUGUUAAUAUGUGAAAAACAUAUUAUAACAGAAAAUAUUGAUGAUGUUUAGUGCUGGUACCUUGGACAGCAUUGUGUCCAACUUGUUGAAUGUACGGUUUGCUUCAUGUUAAUGUAUCAAGGAGUUAUUUGAUAUCUGAAAUGAUGACAUACAUGAAGUGUAAUGUAUGGAAGGUAGACUCUUGUGUUAUGUAUGCUUCAUGUUGAAAUGUCUAUUUCCAUAGUGUUUGACAUGACAGUCCCAAACUUUGUUUCAAUGUGUUACAGGCUGGAACUUGUUUCCAUGCUUAGUACAAGCACAGGUCUGUGUGAUUUCAGUGAGCUACAGCUGUGAGGGUUACAAUGAAGGCAAUAGCCUCAGCUGACUGUAACAUAAACAUCAUAGAGCAGCAACUGUCUUAAUUACAGAUUAUUUACUUAUUCUAAGUUAGCCUUUUCAAAGUCUGAAUUUAAUACUUUAAAAUAUCAAUACUUAAACAUUUUUUAUAAAAACGCAAAUAUUGAGACAUAAAAAUCUCUUUCUUAAGUAUUAUUUUAUUGUAACAUAAGGGAACACUGCAUGUGAAACAAGAAACUGAAUUGUUAGUUAUUAAUAUAGUAGGCAUCUUAAGAAACAAAUCUUUGAAUGAGGUGUAAACAUACCUCUACUGUUUUAUGGCUCCUUCAAAUGAAUGAGGGAGUAUUUGGAAGUUAGCAAAUGGCUGUAUGAAGCAUACGUUUGAGUGUUAUUACAGGAUAUGGGUGAGAUAGAAGGUAGUUGAGAUAGUGAACCCUCUCUGUAUUUAGGGGCCAUUCAUAAUUUAUGGCUAGGGGGGUGAUGUUGAUUUUGACAGGCAGUGAUUGGGAGGUGUCACUUACUUUGUACCAUACAUACAUUUUAGGGGUGGGGAGUCAUUCACAUUUUUCAUGCUUCUCCAUAAAAUCAUCAUCAAUGGGUUCAUGGUAUUUACGAUACCAGAUUCAACAUAAAUACAUUGAGAAAUAAGUAUUUGUUCUUUCUAAUGGAAAUCCAAAGAGAUUCUUUAAGGUAGACUAGACUAGACUUUGCAAAAAUGAUCUGAUAGCAUUACUUUUCAGAAAUAGAGACAUGAAAAACUGUAUAUUACUGUUUCAUGAUAAGGAGGCAAGUCACAUAUUUACUUUUAUGUUUCAGAUGAUUAAUGUUUUCAGCAUGAUCAGCAUUUUGUUUUGUUUGUUUUAUUGUUGUUAUUUUUGUUAAUGCAUUGUUUAUAAAGUUUGUUUAAUGGCAUCUGUCUAAACAGAAAAUACGUCCACAAACCACAUAAUAACAUGCACACUGCAUGUCACUAAUUCAGUACUCAAUGUUUAAUAUGCAUCUUUUGACAGUGUUGACAGAUGAUGAGCUGUGAUUUAAAUAGUAACACUGAUUUUAACAUACACUCUUUGAAAACAGAAUGUACUAUUUUUCCCUUUCAUAUCCAUGUAGUCGUUAUCAGGUAAUAAUCCUGCCACAAUGAAUAUGGUGCAUGUCAUAUCCUUGUACUCAGGUCAAAGUUUAACCUUGCAGUCAUCCAAUCAUUCACAGUGGUUCACCUGUGAAACUUUUAAAACAAAUUAUGACAAAACAAUGAACUAAAGAAUAUUAUGGUUAGACUCUAUAAUUUUAUAGAUUCCUGAAAUGCUUGAAACACGUUUUUUAUUAGGUGCUUACAAAACAGUAAUAACAGCAACAAUAAUAAUAUAAGUAACAUAUAAUGAGUAUGAUGCUGUAAUGAAUUUGUCCUAAAUGUUUACAUAAUUAUGUCAAUCAUCAUCCACAUCUAUACAUAUAUUUUUUAACAGACCUAUAUACGGAAGAAUUUGCACACAUCAUUUCAUUUAAAAUUUUAUUUGGAUUGCUCCUGUUGGUGUGUGCUGUAUAUUGCUCAAUGCUAUAUUCAUAUUUUGGUAAUAAAUAUUUUGAAGAAUCAA
Haliotis rubra (blacklip abalone) is the source of this 6971-nucleotide messenger RNA. RefSeq lists its product as uncharacterized. NCBI's taxonomy places the organism in Eukaryota, Metazoa, Mollusca, Gastropoda, Lepetellida, Haliotidae. The record is from RefSeq and is a predicted model, not a curated record. Gene Ontology annotation, molecular function: endonuclease activity; protein binding.